AACCAGCUCGAGAGUCAUCCAUUGGGGUUGAUGUGGGAUCCCAGUUGUUCCCUUGAACCGGUCUGACAUGAAUCCAGCUUUGACCAAGAACCAACCUCAGUAUUCUUCUACCAAUCAUCUGGGAUGAAGAGGACCACUUCAACGACAAGAUGUUAUGGCGACCGCUUGAGUUGAUCCUAGAGUCGUGGCUAACCGUGAUCCGCAAAGACAAAAUCAUAGCUCUACCGGAACAACAUUACGCGACACAGGCCGAAUCGCCUCCCACUCAAUAUCCUUGGAUCGAAGAUCCGUACAGCGAGACAAUUCUGGAUGAGACAAUCGAUGCAUUCACCUGCCUCGUUCAAGCCAUCGAAGACCGCAUACCCAAUGAACCGACCACAGCUGAUAAAGAACUAACUGUAGGUUUGGUCGACGAAGACGUGCUAAGAGCCAUGCAUUUACCCCACGGCUUCGCAUACACGUUCCUCCUGCGCGCCCGCCGUCCCCGCUUCCAAUCCAUAGCACCUGGUCUCUCUGUCCCCACAUCCUCGGCUUUCGCCACCCAACCCUUCUGGUCUCAUCUCGACGAUCUAGGUCCUCAUGAAAGGUUUCCACCAAUCCUCCUCUUUCUCUCCUCGCAUAUCUACACCACGCGAAAACCUCUCACAAACCCGCAACCCAUCGGACGCUCAGCCACGCUCUCUGCCUACACAGCCAGUAUAUUUAGCGCCCUCAAAACAAGCUGCCACAUAUAUUCGCACGCGCCAACUCUGUAUGCCGCUUUCCGUGGCAUCUCGAACUACUACAACAGAGCUGUUGAAAUCGCCAAGCAUGACCCCGAGUGUCCGUUUGGCCCGCCCUUCUCCAAAACGCACUCCUACGCCUCCGGUCUGUACCUCUCCGCAUUGCGCAACACGGAAGACGAGAUCACACUCCUCCUUCCAUUGCACGUCAGAAGUGAUGGAUUUGCACGGAGGAGCGAUGGUGAGAGGGUGAAGAUGGAGAGUGGUGUAUAUGGAAUGGGUUUCACGCCUUUUAGAGGGUGGGCGGAACCAACGUUGUUGGAUGUGCUGACGCACUGGCUGGGCAUGGUGGAAAAUGAAGCUUGGAAUGUCAACGAGCAAGGGGUUGUGGGUGGAAUUGAGAUGUGGAAGGAGGGGGAUGAGGAGGGGACGUGGGAGAAACAUACACUGCCAAUGGCUGAGUACUAGGUAACGCACGUCUCACAUAGUCAUAGUCAUGGGCAUGCAGCUGACAUAGACACCUAAUCUGCCCAUCAACCUCCCUGAUUCUCUACUCCGGCGAUUCAAUGAGAGAGACUAGAUGAACGUCUGCAGCCCUGAACACGCUCCCGACUGGAGCACUUCGUACCCCGGCACCCUCCCACUCUCGAACGGCGCAAGAAGUCCCACCGUCUCGUGGUCGCUCGGAUACGUGGUUAUAUGCCCCGAGCCUGUAGUAUCCGCCGCAAACAGCAGACCUCCGGCUCCGCCUACGAGCCACAGAUCCUGACUUGGAUCAUCUGGUAAGGUGAUGUGGGCUAGUCCGGAGAGAAAGUGCACGAGCUGCGGGACAGGUGCGGUAUGCAGGCCACCGUUGAAGCGGGGUGGCAGAACCGUGUAAGCUGUUACAUC
Macroventuria anomochaeta is the source of this 1613-nucleotide messenger RNA. RefSeq lists its product as uncharacterized. Bases 150 to 1190 code for a protein of 346 amino acids. The record is from RefSeq and is a predicted model, not a curated record. The transcript has a single exon. Lineage: Eukaryota; Fungi; Ascomycota; Dothideomycetes; Pleosporales; Didymellaceae.